Acanthosepion pharaonis is the source of this 591-nucleotide messenger RNA. NCBI's taxonomy places the organism in Eukaryota, Metazoa, Mollusca, Cephalopoda, Sepiida, Sepiidae. The record is from the annotation of a GenBank genome assembly.
AUGUGGUGUCACAGUAUUAGCACCCUGUGCUCGACGAAAGUUUCUUUUUGUCGUUCUUUAUUUCUUUCACCAUACUCCCUUAAUAUUUCUUUCUUUCUUUCUUUCUUUCUUUCUUUCUAUUCCAUAAUCUUUCUUUCUUUCUUUCUUUCUUUCUUUUUGCUUGCUUUAAUUUCUUUUUGUCGUUCUUUAUUUCUUUCACCAUAUUCCCUUAAUCUUUCUUUCUUUCUAUUCCCUAAUCUUUCUUUCUUUCUUUCUUUCUUUCUUUCUUUCUUUCUUUCUUUCUUUCUUUCUUCAUAUUCUUUUUUUGCUUACUUUAGUUUCUUUUUGUCGUUCUUUAUUUCUUUCACCAUAUUCCCUUUCUUUCUUUCUUUCUUUCUUUCUUUCUUUCUUUCUUUCUUUUUGCUUGCUUUAAUUUCUUUUUGUCGUUCUUUAUUUCUUUCACCAUAUUCCAUUAAUCUUUCUUUCUUUCUAUUCCCUCAUCUUUCUUUCUUUCUUUCUUUCUUUCUUUCUUUCUUUCUUUCAUAUUCCCUAAUAUUUCUUUCUUACUUUCUUUUUAAACUUUCUUAUUUAUCUUUAUUCUUUUUUAAUUAA